This is a messenger RNA of Ceratina calcarata, 1865 nucleotides long. RefSeq names its product tubulin alpha-1 chain. Gene Ontology annotation, cellular component: microtubule. Gene Ontology annotation, biological process: microtubule-based process. The transcript is spliced from 9 exons. Gene Ontology annotation, molecular function: structural constituent of cytoskeleton; GTP binding. The record is from RefSeq and is a predicted model, not a curated record. Bases 431 to 1786 code for a protein of 451 amino acids. NCBI's taxonomy places the organism in Eukaryota, Metazoa, Arthropoda, Insecta, Hymenoptera, Apidae.
ACCCUCGGCUGAAUUAUUAAACGCGAGAGGUCAAGGUGAACAUACUUGGCGAUUUGCUGACAGGCAUAAGAUCGCUUUGCGUUGAUGGAUUUUCGACAUGUCAGUUAGCAAUCGUACCAUGUCGAGUGCUUUAGCUGAGCUAGUUUAAGCAUUCGUUCCAAUUCAUUCUUUUGGCGACGAUUCGAUCGGACAGUAAGGCUUACAGUUUCAUUCUCUGCAAUUUCUUCCUCCUAACAAUGUUAUGAGUGUUCUACUUUCUUUUAAACUCUGCACAAAUCGCGCAGUUUGAAAUUGAUGGAUGCGGAGAAAACGAAUAUGUAACAUGGAAGAAUAUGUACACGAUUAACAAUUACGCGAUAAAUCUAAAUCGGUUUUCCUUCGCGAUCCGCGGUUCGCAACGAUUUAAAGUAAUCCUGCGGAUUUAAAAACGAUGGCGAAGAAGCGGGAAUGCAUAUCAAUUCACAUUGGACAAGCAGGCGUCCAAAUGGGCAACGCUUGUUGGGAGCUUUAUUGCUUGGAGCAUGGGAUUCAACCGAACGGGCAAAUGCCUAGCGACACUACCAAGGGCUACGGGGAGGAUUCCUUCAAUACCUUCUUCUCUGAAACGGACUCGGGAAAGCAUGUACCGAGGGCCGUGUUCGUGGAUCUCGAGCCAACGGUAGUAGACGAAGUUCGCACGGGUGUGUAUAGGCAGCUGUUCCAUCCGGAACAGUUAAUCACGGGGAAAGAGGACGCAGCGAAUAAUUACGCGCGAGGCCACUAUACAAUAGGAAAAGAAGUCGUGGAUGUGACGCUGGAUCGAAUUCGUAGACUUACAGAACAAUGCAGGGGUUUACAGGGUUUCCUAAUUUUUCAUUCGUUCGGCGGUGGGACAGGAUCAGGAUUCUCGAGUCUCCUCAUGGAGAGAUUGUCCGUCGAUUACCCUAAGAAAAGUAAAUUGACGUUCAGCAUUUAUCCAGCACCUCAGGUAUCGACCGCCGUCGUAGAGCCGUAUAACGCGAUUCUUUAUACGCAUCCAACGUUGGAACACUGCGACGUGGCCUUCAUAGUUGAUAAUCAAGCUAUUUACGAAUUGUGUAGGAAAAAUUUAAGCAUCGACAGACCAACUUACACGAACUUGAACCGUUUGAUCGGUCAGAUCGUCUCGUCCAUCACCGCGAGUUUACGAUUCGACGGAGCCCUGAACGUCGAUCUUGCCGAAUUUCAAACGAACUUGGUACCCUACCCGCGCAUUCAUUUCCCCCUUGCAACUUACGCUCCCGUGAUAUCAGCUGCGAAAGCUGGUCAUGAGAGGAUUACGGUGUCUGAAAUAACGAACUCGUGUUUCGAGCCGCAAUGUCAAAUGGUUAAUUGCGAUCCGCGCAGAGGCAAAUACAUGGCAGUGUGUAUGCUUUAUAGAGGAGACGUGGUUCCGAAGGAUGUGAAUGCCGCGAUCGCUACGAUCAAAGGACAGAAGCACAUUCAAUUUGUAGAGUGGUGUCCGACGGGUUUCAAGGUAGGAAUAAAUUACCAACCACCUACCGUCGUGCCAGGUGGUGAUCUGGCGAAAGUGGAAAGAGCGGUGUGCUGCCUUUGCAAUACCACGGCAAUAGUUGACGCCUGGGCUAGAAUAGACCACAAAUUCGACCUUAUGUACGCCAAGAGGGCAUUUGUUCAUUGGUUUGUCGGCGAGGGUAUGGAAGAAGGUGAAUUCGCGGAGGCAAGAGAGGAUCUAGCAGCUUUGGAAUUAGAUUAUCGCGAGGUUCAAGAGGAUGCUGCUAAUACCGAAGAAGAAGAAGAAUAUUAAUUAUUCAUGCGACUCUUUCUCAAUGUCUAACUUUCUUUCUAGCUAUCUACUCAAACAAUAAACAGAAUGAAUCUAUAAA